Rotaria sordida is the source of this 1338-nucleotide messenger RNA. The record is from the annotation of a GenBank genome assembly. Lineage: Eukaryota; Metazoa; Rotifera; Eurotatoria; Philodinida; Philodinidae.
AUGAAUUCUGAUCAACAUCAGACGGUUUUCCCGUGUACGAUCUCAAAAUGUAAUAACAAAUCAUGUGUUUUGUGUUAUUGUUGUCAAAAAAAUUAUUGUAUUCAUCAUUUAAUUGAACAUAAUGAUUCAAACAAUAAUAAAUUAAAUUUGUUGAAUGAUGAAAUCAAUAAACUUGAUCAUGAAAUUAAGACAUUGAAUAUUCAACCUUUAGUUGAAAAUUGUCGUCAAAAACUUGAACAAUGGCGUAUGGAAUCUUAUCAUAAGAUUGAUCAAUUUUUUGAACGAAAAUUUCAUGAAUUUCAUCGAUUUAUCGACGAGAAAUUCGAUCAUCAACGAAUGGAAAUACGUCGUUUACAAUCGAAAAUGACUGAAUACAAUCAUAAACAGGAAAUAUAUGAUGAAGAAUUGUAUUCAUUAAUACCGAUUAUCGAUAAUCUUCGAACAGAAAUAAACAAUUUUAAACAAAUAAACAAUCAGAUGAAUAUUCAUCCAUUACCAAUAGAUGACAAUGUAAUUAAUAUCGACAAUAUAAACGUGCAUAAGUUUAAUCUAUCGACUCUAUCAACUAUUUAUAAAACAAUCAACCAUCCUCAUGGAAGUUAUGGAACAUUAGCUUGUAAUGAUAAAUUUAUGUUGAUAUAUCUAGUACCAAACUUAAUUUUAAUUGAUAAACAAUUAAAUAUAAUCAAUCAAGUUCUAUGGCCUUAUAAAACAAUUUCGAAUAUAUGUUGGUCAUCAACAUUAGAUCGAUUUCUUAUAAUUGAAAAAAGUAAAAUCUAUCUUGUUAAUGAUCAAACAAUGUCUAUUGAAAAUUUACAAAUGAUUGAAAAACAAAUAUGGUUUUCUUGUACAUGUUCUGAUACAUCUCUUUUUUUAUCAUUAGAUGAGAUAAGUUCAUCAAUUAUGGAAUUUAAUCUUCUACCUUCAAUCAAAUUAGUCAAUAAAUGGAAAUCUCCUUAUACAUGCAAUAAGAAUGAAUACAUCGAUAAUAUUGUUUAUGAUAACUUUAAACUUGCCUUGAUGAUUACAAAUAAACUUCAGAAGUCUGUACGUAUGGAAUUAAGAUCAUCUAAAACACUUCAACAUAUCUGGUCACUUCAACUUGAUAUUGUAUGUUGUCAAAAUAAACCAUUUCGUUGUUGUUCGAUUAAUUCUAAUGAAUGGUUAGUGGCUGAUUAUCAGAAUCGACGUCUAUUACAUAUCACAGAAGAUGGAAAUUUGAAGACAAUGAUUACAUACGAUUCGAUUCCUUGUCAUGUUGUCUUAUUUGGCUUAGACACAUUAGUUAUAUCAAGAAACAGUGGCAUUAAUUUUCACAGAUUAGAAGUUCUUAUAUAA